Messenger RNA from Linum trigynum, 1004 nucleotides. The record is from the annotation of a GenBank genome assembly. NCBI's taxonomy places the organism in Eukaryota, Viridiplantae, Streptophyta, Magnoliopsida, Malpighiales, Linaceae.
GACCUAUAAUUAAUUUACCAAAUUUUUGUAAAUACAAAAGUAUCUCAUGAAUUAUUUAAAACGCUAACAAAACUAUUUUAUCGUAUUUUUUUCUAAAAGGACCCACCCUCAAGACAAUCUUGGCUACGCCCCUGGUACCAACUCCAUAAUCCAAACAUUAGCAAAGCCCAAUAGGAUCGUGGAAAACAGAUACGGGAGCCCAGCUCAAAUAUCUUCACGAAGGAGCAACGUACGCAGAACGUUAUCCACAAACGCUUAACGAAUCUGCCAAGAACGUAAGAACCAAAACAGAGAAGCUGUUUCUACACAAACACAACGCCUGGCUUUGAUACCAUUAACGUUACUGGCGACGAUGAACUGCACAUCCCAGUUGCAAUCUCCAUUCCUUUCCCUUGCCGGCCCAUAUUCACUCCCUAAACACACCAAUCAGCCAUGGAAUUCCCCGACACUGCUCUCGCCUUCACGGCCGAGGAAGGAAGUCGACGGCUGGAACGUGAGAACCACUACAACUACUACUCCGACGACUACGACACGAGCCAUGUCCAGUUCUUCCCUCGACUACCUUGUCCUCGGAGUUGCCACAGCGAAACGCGGGGACAUAGCUGUGCUGUUACCCACGGGAGGUUUGCUUCUGUUCUUUUACGUGAUAUCCAACUUCGUCUUCCCGCAUUUCUUGAUGAAGUACUAUGAGUCUGAAGCAGCCAAGGACGAAGACAAUGCCACUAUCAAGACUUCUUCCGAUGACGACUGAAAUCUCCUUCCAUUUUCAGACUUUCUGCCCUCGGUCGCAGUCAGCAGAUGUAGCAGGAAGAUUACUCAAAACAGGAAAAUCACGGAUUCUCAAUUGUAUUUUCUCUUUUUUGCCUAAAUUUGUAUUAUAACACAUUUCGUGCAAGUAACAGGGUUCUGCUGAUAUUCUGCCUAAAACCCGGGGUAAAAAACAGGCCGAACGAGUGUGUGGAUUUACAGAUGAACAUGAUUUUAAACAAAAAAACAGGGAGACA